This is a messenger RNA of Solanum verrucosum, 537 nucleotides long. RefSeq lists its product as uncharacterized. The transcript has a single exon. NCBI's taxonomy places the organism in Eukaryota, Viridiplantae, Streptophyta, Magnoliopsida, Solanales, Solanaceae. The coding region runs from base 1 to 537 and encodes 178 amino acids. The record is from RefSeq and is a predicted model, not a curated record. Gene Ontology annotation, biological process: DNA repair; telomere maintenance. Gene Ontology annotation, molecular function: DNA helicase activity.
AUGUCGGUAAAGAUGCCAACUGAAGAUAUGGAUGCAAAAUCAAAGUUGAAUCCACACCAAACACAAACUUUCAAGACCAUAUUGCAAAGGGCUAACUCUGGAACAACAAGAUUAUUCUUUGUAGACGGACCGGGUGGAACUGGAAAAACAUUUUUGUAUCUGACAUUGCUGGCAAAUAUCAGAUCGAGAGGUAUGAUAGUAUUGGCAUCCGCUAGCAGUGGGGUAGCAUCAAUAAUUUUACCGGGAGGCUGUACAACUCACUCAAGAUUUGAAAUACCUCUACUAGCAAAUGAAACAACAAUUACAAAUAUGUCCAAACAAGAUGGCGGCGGUAAGCUAAUUAGACAAGCAAAAUUGAUAAUAUGGGACGAAACACCAAUGGCUAAGAGACACACAAUUGAAACAGUAGACAGAAGCUUCCGUGACAUAAUGCACCUUUUAGUGGAAAAGUCAUGGUAUUUGGAGGUGACUUUCGACAAGUACUAUCGGUGGUUCCUAAAUCAACACGAGCAGAGACAGUGGAUGCAAGUUUGGUGA